Triplophysa dalaica is the source of this 3806-nucleotide messenger RNA. It is a transcript of the gene rnf145b, whose product is annotated as ring finger protein 145b. The record is from RefSeq and is a predicted model, not a curated record. Gene Ontology annotation, cellular component: endomembrane system; endoplasmic reticulum. Lineage: Eukaryota; Metazoa; Chordata; Actinopteri; Cypriniformes; Nemacheilidae. The transcript has 11 exons. The coding region runs from base 170 to 2197 and encodes 675 amino acids. Gene Ontology annotation, molecular function: zinc ion binding; ubiquitin protein ligase activity.
GCCCGUAAUGGCCGCCCGAUGGAAUAGGUGAAUCAGAUGCUCCCGUCUCCUCUGUUUUAUUUUGACAGUAACAAACGGAUAAUAUUCACCCAGAGACUCAGCUGGAGAUGAAAUCUAACAGCGUGAAGUGAGCAAAUUAAGUUGAGCUCCGUUCUGUGCCCUGCUGGUCAUGGCGAUGCGGGCCCGUUUGGAGGCCGUUCUCAAUGUGGGUCUCCGGAUCCCCAGUAUCCUGCUGCUGGAGGUUCUAUAUCGCUGGGACGUCAGCUCUUUCUUCCAGAAGAUCCAGAGAAGCAGUCUCAAUAAUAACCCCCUCUUCCAAUACAAGUACAUCGCCCUCUACCUGCAUUAUGUCGGUUAUAUACUCAGUCUGGUGUUGUUGACUUUGCCCCGGCAGCAUCUUGUGCAGCUCUACCUCUACGUGCUCACAGCUCUUCUGCUCUUUGCUGGACACCAGGUCUCCAGGGAUUAUGUACGUGGUGAGCUGGAUUCGGGUUAUGAAGGUCCCCUCUAUCUGGAGUCGCUGUCUAUGAAUCGCUUUACCACUGCACUCGUUGGUCAGCUGGUGGUGUGUACGCUGUGUUCCUGCGUCAUGCAGACAAAGCAGAUCUGGUUGUUUUCUGCACACCUGCUCCCCCUGGUGGCUAGACUGUGCCUCGUGCCUCUGGAGACCAUCGUGUUCAUCAACCGCUUUGCCAUGAUCUUCACUGGUCUGGAGGUGCUUUACUUCCUGGCCUCAAACUUGCUGGUGCCCUACAAUCUGGCCAAAACCGCCUACAGGGAGCUGGUGCAGGUGGUGGAGGUGUACGGUUUGCUGGCUCUGGGCAUGUCUCUGUGGAAUCAGCUGGUUCUUCCUGUGCUCUUCAUGUGCUUCUGGCUGGUGCUGUUCGGUCUGCAGAUCUACACCUACUUCAGCACACGCGACAAGCUGCCCUCCCGCGAGAGGCUGCUCUUCCUCUUCCUCACUAGUAUUGCCGAGUGCUGUAGUACUCCCUACUCUCUGCUGGGUUUGGUCUUCACCGUGUCUUUUGUGGCGCUGGGCGUCCUCACCCUCUGCAGGUUCUACCUGCAGGGCUACAGAGCUUUCAUCAAUGACAACGCCAUGCACAGAGGCAUGACGGAGGGCAUCACGCUGUUGAUCUUGGCUGUUCAGACUGGGCUCAUUGAGCUACAGGUCAUUCACAGAGCGUUCCUCCUCAGUAUUAUCCUCUUCAUCGUGGUGGCUUCCAUCCUGCAGUCCAUGCUUGAGAUCGCUGACCCCAUUGUUCUGGCACUGGGGGCUUCCAGAGACAAGAGCCUGUGGAAACACUUCAGAGCCGUCAGUCUGUGUCUCUUCUUGUUGGUCUUUCCUGCUUAUAUGGCAUACAUGAUCUGUCAGUUCUUCCGCAUGGACUUCUGGCUGCUCAUAAUCAUCUCCUCCAGCAUCCUCACCUCACUGCAGGUUCUUGGCACCCUUCUGAUCUACAUACUCUUUAUGGUGGAGGAGUUUCGCAAGGCUCCGGUUGAAAACAUGGACGAAGUUAUCUACUGCGUCAACGGGACCUACAGGCUCCUCGAGUUCAUGGUGGCAGUCUGUGUGGUGGCUUAUGGCGUUUCCGAGACCCUGUUUGGAGAAUGGACAGUAAUGGGCUCCACCAUCAUCCUGGUUCACUCCUACUAUAACGUGUGGCUAAGAGCCCAGCUGGGCUGGCAGAGCUUCCUGUUACGCAGAGACGCCGUCCACAAGAUUCAAAGCAUGCCUAUUGCUUCUCCAUUACAGCUACAACAACAUAAUGACAUCUGUUCAAUCUGCUUUCAGGAUAUGAAGUCAGCCGUCAUCACUCCCUGUAGCCACUUUUUCCACGCCACUUGUCUGAAGAAAUGGCUGUACGUGCAAGAGACCUGUCCUCUCUGUCACGGCAACCUUAAAAGCCAACUGCAGCCAGUCAGCGCUCCAGGUGUGACAUCACAAGACGCUCUACCAGCCAAUCAGAACCCAGCGGAGGCAGAGCAAGGUGAACCACAGGAAGAACCGAUCACGGAGGAAAGCACGCCUGCAACAAAGCAAACUGAUCCAGAACUUGAGAGCUUACCAGAGAGUUUGCAGUCCCCAUCCAAAGACUGUGACGCACCGUCAGAACCCAAGAGCAGCACAGGUCCAGCUUUUGAUCUGGACGUUGAAGCUUCGUGCUCCACGUUGGGUUUCCAUUCCUCUUUCUGAGCAAAAAGAAACGCUGUCUAUGAUCAGCCUGUUAGGUCACACCAUAUUGCCAACAUUAGAAGACGAUAAAAGGGUUGUUUCAGUCCAGUUCUGACUUCCUGGUUGACUUUCCUCCGUUAAGCAAAAAUGGAGAUGAAAGCAGAACGUUCAGAAUGCUCUUUCAUACAGUGAACGUGAAUAUGGGGACGCAGGUUCCAAAGUUAGUCAAAUUGUUCUCCGUUCUCAAUUCACAGAACAUUUAGUCAUUUGGAAUUGGUGCUUUACUCAUACAAACACUUAUUUUUAAAGACCAUAAGCAAACAUGUUCACUUUGAUAACAAAGAGCAGCUGUCACGAUCUGCUAAACUUAGUAUUUUAUGAAAGAAGGAAAGUCAUACCGGUUUGGAAUGAUCUCAAGUAUGCAUUGAUUUCGUUUGCUCCGUUCACAUCGUCGGUCAAGACAUUUCAUUUUCAUUGGUCGAAAUCAUUUUCAACAUGCGUCCAACCAAAACAUGGACUUAAUGAGCUGUACAUGGAGAUAAUGAACUGUUCCUUGCUUUGCAUUAUCGUAUCUACAUGCUUGAUUUAGCUUAUUGGAAAUAAGAAUUGUGUAAACAUCAAAUGGUUCCGAAACGAGCCACACGUUCAUAGAAGAGAAAAUCAAGUGCCAUUGUGCCAGGUCAUUUUGUUUUAUCACAACAAGCCUCCUUUUAUUACCCUGAUUUUAUGUGUGCCGCCAGAUGGCUUAUCAAACAGGUUUCUGUUACAUGUUAACCAUGUGUCAGAAAAAAUGUUAAACUUGUCAGAAAUAGUGUAUUUGUCCGUUUGGCAGUUGGCUUGAUUCCUAGAAGCGAGCGUCUUUAAAAGCAUAUUGCAGAUUGUAGACGAAACCUGUUUUCUGGUUUUAUUGGAUAUUUAGUGAUUAGACAAUCAGUUGAAGGCAUUUUAAGGAUGGAUGCUUCAUUCAAGGUCAACAUUUUCCUAGAAUGAAACUGAAAUGUUUCGUUCAGCAUGUACAUGUCUUACAGGGGGAAUCUCAUCAAAACAUGUUCAGGUCAUCUUUCACCCCGAUAUUUUGGACUGAAAUUAUGGCUCUUGGUUUUUGAAAGAUUUGUGAGAUUCACUCUUAAGCAUGGCUGGUGACUAAGAACGCUUCGUUAUCGUUGUCUUAGCUUUCAGGAAUACACGCCAUUCCAAGCAAUGCCAUGCUAUGUGUUUGCACUAAUGUUUAUAUCGAAUAACAGUCGAUUUUGUCUUGUUGGGCAACAAAUGCUCUCAGAAGCAAAUGAAGUGCAGCUCAAUAUGAAUGUUUGUACAUAUGAAGGCAACUAGAUCCGAUGUAUAUUCUUUUACCAUGUUUUUGAUAUGCCGUACAGUGUUAAUGCAGUGAUGAGCAUUGUGAAGUGUCUGGAGGAUCAGUGUGAACACUGUUAAGAGUGGGAUUGAUCUCUGGACACCGAGUGCGUUUGUGCUGAUCUUUACGUGACACAUUUCAGAAUGGCAGGUUUGUGUGAAUGAGUACAUUCAAUGUAUGAGGAAUCACAAAUGCCAUUUGAUAAACUGCUCUGUAUUUGAUUAUUUUUGCACAAUUUUCUUGAAAGAAAAUAAAUGGAAAUGCAACAUGAAUAGA